This is a messenger RNA of Neltuma alba, 1790 nucleotides long. RefSeq names its product cytochrome P450 CYP736A12-like. NCBI's taxonomy places the organism in Eukaryota, Viridiplantae, Streptophyta, Magnoliopsida, Fabales, Fabaceae. The transcript is spliced from 3 exons. Gene Ontology annotation, molecular function: monooxygenase activity; heme binding; iron ion binding. Bases 46 to 1581 code for a protein of 511 amino acids. The record is from RefSeq and is a predicted model, not a curated record.
GACUUUCCACUUUCAGAUCAUUAUAUAUCAAACUAUAUAUCCAACAUGAUUCCUUCCACAUUAGCCAUUCCUGCAAUUUUCCUUUUAACCUUGAUUUACGCUCUUACUAUCUUCUUGCGCCCAAACAAAAUUGCUCAGAAACGUCCUCCAGGUCCCCUGGCUCUCCCCAUUAUUGGCAACCUGCACUUGUUGGGCACACUUCCACAUCGCAACCUUCAAUCUCUGGCCAACAAAUAUGGACCCAUCAUGUACUUAAGGCUUGGACAGAUCCCAACCAUUGUGGUCUCUUCACCUGAAGCAGCCGAACUAUUCCUCAAGACCUAUGACCCUGUUUUUGCAAAUCGUAUUCAUACUCAGGCCACUGAUUACCUAUUUUACGGCUCCAAGGGUGUGGCCUUUUCCGAGUAUGGUUCAUACUGGCGCGACAUGAAGAAACUGAGCAUCCAACAUCUUUUCAGUGCUUCAAAUCACGAGUUGUUUGGUCAUCUUAGGGGGAAGGAGUUAAGAAUUAUGGUGAAGUCACUGGAGAAUGCUGCAACAAUGGGUGGGGUUGUGGAUAUCAGUGAGAAAGUGCAUGGGCUUUUAGAAGAUAUAGUUUAUAUGAUGAUAUUGGGACGCAAUAAGGAUGAUCAAUUUGAUCUGAAAUUGCUCAUUUCUGAAGCUUUGAGAUUAGCUGGAGCUUUUAAUCUUGCAGAUGUUGUGCCUUGGUUGGGAGCAUUUGAUCUCCAGGGACUAAGACAUCGAUGUAAGGAAAUAAGCAAAGCACUUGACCAGUUGUUUGAGAAGAUCAUAAAGGAGCAUGAGGAAGCUCGUAACAGCCACAAGGAUGGGAAAAAUGAAGACUAUAUAGACAUACUACUCUCGCUAAUGCAUCAACCCAUGGAUGACGAACAAACUCAUCAAAUUACUCGAGACGACAUCAAGGCCAAUAUACUAUCUUUGAUUUCUGGGGCAUACGAGACUUCUGCUAUUAGUGUCGAGUGGACUCUAUCUGAACUUUGCAGGAAUCCAAGGGUGAUGAAGAAUCUACAAGAUGAGCUAGAAAUUGUGGUUGGAAUGAACAGAAUGGUGGAAGAGAUGGAUUUAUCAGAGUUGAAUUACUUGAACCUGGUGGUGAAGGAGAAUUUCAGACUCCAUCCUGUUACACCAUUCAUCCCUCGAGCAUCAGCAAAGGAUGUUAUGGUUGGUGAAUACUACAUAGAGAAAAAGUCACGAAUCUUAGUAAACUUAUGGGGACUAGGACGGAAUCCUCAGAUAUGGUCGGAUAAUGCUGAUGUGUUUUAUCCAGAAAGAUUUUUGAACAAUAAUAUAGAUCUGCAAGGACAUGAUUUUCAAUUCCUGCCAUUUGGUUCAGGACGCAGAAAAUGUUUUGGAAUGCAACUGGGUCAAACUACAGUUAAACUGGUGGUAGCUCAACUCGCACACUGCUUUAAUUGGGAGCUUCCUUCUGGGAUGAAGCCUGAUGAUUUGGACAUGAAUGAAUCAUUUGGCCUCUCGUUGCCAAGAUCUAAGCAUUUGUUAGUUGAGUUAACUCGUCGCCUGUCUUCUAAGGUUUAUGAUUAUGGGGAACAUGAUAUAUAAUACUCCCCUCGACGCACCAAUUCAAGGAUGAUGAAACAAAACCAUGGGAUUAGUUGAGAUUACAUCAAGGUUAAUUACUGUACUAUGACUAAUAUUGGAGCAUAUGAAGCCACUGCUCUGUUGAAGACUGUGGUUUUUAUUUGAACUGUUAUAUACAGUGAAUGAUAUUUGUAUCUAAAUAAUACUUCUGUUUGUUGGUUGAUAUGUGA